UGUGACGUACUUCGACGUAUUUCUGUAUCACACUAUUGUUUGAGUGGGAACAGACUCGAUCAACUCACAAGUGCAUUUCACAACUGGGGUUGUGUGUUUGUCCAAUGUAUUGCAGAAUAAACCAGUCCAACUGCUCCAUACAAUCCUACCUCCUGUGAAGUGCGUUCAAAUAGCAGCACAGCAAUAUAGAGAACGUCACACAUCCAUGGCAAAGAAUAAGACGCCUGGAUACAAAUGUUCAUACAACUUUGGCAAAGUCGAGGAGCGGGAACCAAGAACUUGUGUGCGUUUCAAAUGCGGACUACUCAACACCAUACAGAACGUCCUGCACCAAAGACCUGGCUGGAUUGAAGUCAAAGAUGAUGGAGAUUGGGAUUUCAACUGGUGUGACGUGGGCUGGCUCAGGGAGAAUUUUGAUCAUACGUACAUGGAGGAGCAUGUGCGGGUUAACCACUUUCGCAACCAUUAUGAGCUGACUCGCAAAAACCUCAUGGUGAAAAACCUCAAAAGGUACAAGAAGAACCUUGAAAGAGAUGCUGGCCACAUGGAGGCAUCCAAAUGUGAUUUCUUCCCCUGCACCUUUGCACUCCCCAGCGAGUAUCAUCUUUUUGUGGAGGAGUUCAAAAGAAUCCCUGGCAACAUCUGGAUCAUGAAGCCAGUGGCAAAAUCCCAAGGGAAAGGCAUUUUUCUGUUCAGGAAACUGAAAGACAUCAUGGAUUGGAAGAAGGAUGGCCCCCGCUCAGAGGAGCAGAAGGAUGCAGCCCAAGUGGAAAGUUACGUGGCCCAACGCUACAUAGAGAACCCCUACCUAAUUAAUGGCAGGAAAUUUGAUCUGAGGAUCUACAUUCUGGUCACCUCCUAUGUUCCCUUGAAGGCCUGGCUGUAUCGAGAUGGCUUUGCUCGCUUCUCAAGCACCCGCUUCUCUCUGAGGACCAUUGAUGACAAGUAUAUGCAUCUCACCAAUGUGGCUGUUCAAAAAACAGCACCUGACUACGAUCCUGAAAAGGGAUGUAAGUGGCAGAUGCAGCAGCUUCGAAGAUACCUGACUGCAAAGCACGGCACAGGGAUGAUAGAAACCCUGUUCAUAGAGAUGGAUAACAUCUUUGUACGCAGUCUCCUGAGUGUACAAAAGAUCAUCAUCAAUGACAAACACUGCUUUGAGCUUUACGGCUACGACAUUCUGCUGGAUGAGAACCUCAAACCGUGGUUGAUUGAGGUGAAUGCCUCUCCGUCACACACCCCCAGCAGUCAAGAGGAUUACGAGAUGAAGAGCAGGCUACUGGAAGACACUUUGAAUGUUGUUGAUAUGGAGGAAAGGCUGACGGGCAAGGAGAAAAGGGUUGGUGGCUACGAUCUCAUGUGGAACGAUGGCCCUGUCUACAGAGAGGAUGCCAACCCGGAAACAUUUGGGAGUUCGUGUUUCACUUCCAACACACACCUAGGGUGUGUGAAUGACAGAGAGAAACAGCUUCGUCAGCUACUUAAACCGUUUCCAGUUCAGAAGAAGACGUGAUCACUCUCAUGAUUUCUAUAUCCAGCUAUAAUAGGAGUUGGGAUGAAAGUUUGGCAUCAUCUAGGUGUGUGUGUUUGAGAGUAGAAAGCCUUCAGUGAACACAAAAAAAAACACAAGUUCAGUGUGAUGAUCGGAUCAGAUUUUAAACUUGGUUAAAAUUGUCAUGUGUUGAAACUACUUCUACUACACAAUUCGUUUAAUUAUAGAGUUCAAAGAAAAGUUUAUAGGUGUAAAAUAUUUUGCUAGUGAAUGCAGUGAUUAGCUUGAUUUAAUGACCACGAGAUUUGUAAUAUUUGGGAUUGUAGCUUUGGGUCAAUAAAAAGACAGUUGUAAA
Limanda limanda (common dab) is the source of this 1847-nucleotide messenger RNA. It is a transcript of the gene ttll9, whose product is annotated as tubulin tyrosine ligase-like family, member 9. Gene Ontology annotation, molecular function: tubulin binding; tubulin-glutamic acid ligase activity. Lineage: Eukaryota; Metazoa; Chordata; Actinopteri; Pleuronectiformes; Pleuronectidae. The record is from RefSeq and is a predicted model, not a curated record. Bases 206 to 1513 code for a protein of 435 amino acids. Gene Ontology annotation, biological process: protein polyglutamylation; microtubule cytoskeleton organization. The transcript is spliced from 16 exons. Gene Ontology annotation, cellular component: cilium.